Daldinia loculata is the source of this 1711-nucleotide messenger RNA. RefSeq names its product programmed cell death protein 2. Bases 123 to 1454 code for a protein of 443 amino acids. Lineage: Eukaryota; Fungi; Ascomycota; Sordariomycetes; Xylariales; Hypoxylaceae. Gene Ontology annotation, cellular component: cytoplasm. The record is from RefSeq and is a predicted model, not a curated record. The transcript is spliced from 2 exons. Gene Ontology annotation, biological process: maturation of SSU-rRNA.
UAUAAACCCCUCCAGAUCGAUAAGAAUCCAGAUCGAUAAGAAAAAAAUAAUAAUAUUUGCGACGAAGUCAACUCAACGCCACGAAAGUAUUGGUUUUUUUCUUGAGGACAUAUAAUUACAAUAUGGCCCCGUACGAUAGCGAUUCGUCUGCUGGCGAAGAAGAUGACUUUACCGAGACCAACGUGCUCCUCGGAUAUGCAUCAAGAGACGCUGGUGAUGAUUUUAUAAGUCGAUUGGGUGGCCGCCCGGAAUGGCUGGACCCGAACAAUGCGCCAUCAGCUGCUCUCGCAAGAUGCAAGAUAUGCAAGGAUAUUAUGGUCCUACUCCUACAGCUAGACGGCGGACUACCGAAUCGCUUCCCCGACCAUGAGCGCCGACUAUACGUCUUCUCUUGCCGGCGGAAGACAUGUCGUCGAAAAGAGGGUAGCAUCCGCGCUCUACGAAGCGUGCGUAUAGCUCCUGGAAGCCCUACAGCAGCUGUCACAACUACAACGAAGGAGGAGAAGGCAAAGCCGAAAGAAGAAAAGCCAAAGUCGCAACCGCCAUCCAAUCUAGGCGAGACACUCUUUGGCGCUCAGUCGCUCGGCUCCCCAUUCGGCUCCACCAACCCGUUUUCCACAUCUACUACAUCCUCACCCGGCGGUAAUCCAUUCGCUACCAGCGGAAACCCCUUCAGCAAUCCCUCCUCUCCACCUCCAGCUAGUACGGAGAUAAACCCCGAACCCAAGCCAGAACCCUCGGCGCCAUCUACCAACACAUCCACAGACGAAACCAAAUCCCUACCCCGGACCUUCGCCCAAACCCUCAACCUAAACAACGACCAACAAACCCCCUCCCCCCAACUCCCCUCCGAGCCCUGGCCCACCGAAGCCGACCAACCAACCCCCUACCCAAUCGCCUACCUCUCCGAAGCCGAGUACGAGACCCUAGACCCGACCCCCGCGCCCGCCAUCCCCCAAAACACGCGCCUGGUAGACGUCGACUACGACGGCAGCAGCAGCAACACCAAAGGCGGCAAAGAAGACCGCGAAGUCUUCGAGUCCUCUAUGGACGCCGCCUUCCAGCGCUUCGCAGACCGACUCGCGCAGAACCCCGAACAAGCGAUCCGGUACGAGUUCGGCGGACAGCCGCUGCUGUACUCGAAGACGGAUGCCGUGGGGAAGCUGUUUGCGGCGCCUGGGACCGGGGGGGUCACGACUGCGGCGAAGGGGAUGCCGCGGUGUGGGAAUUGUGGUGCCACGCGCACUUUCGAGGUGCAGAUGACGCCACAUGCGAUUACGGAGCUGGAGGCUGAUGAGCUGUCUCUGGAGGGUAUGGAUUGGGGUACUGUUAUUGUUGGGGUGUGCGAGAAAGACUGUCAGGCUCGUGGUGUGUCUGAAGGUGAGGUUGGGUAUCUUGAGGAGUGGGCUGGUGUGCAGUGGGAGGAAUUGACUGCUACCGGUGCUAAACGAUAGUAGGGGAGUAGGGGAGGUUCUAGGUGCUAUGUCUCUGUAGUGAGUACGGUAUGAGGAAAAGGGCCAGAAAAAGCAGGUGUUUUUGGUGGAAAACUCCAGAGAAGGGUUAUUAAGACUGAAGAGAUGUGCUUAAUCUCUUCCUGUUAUUUCUUGCUUCUAUUCGACUAGGGCCCUGAACUAAUUCAGCUGUAUUGCUCUGAUGGAUGCAAAAGUUCAACUAUUGAAAUAGACAAUUCUGUAGGUGGAAGGGACAAGAG